AUGAGGUGGUGUGUUGCUGUUGUCCUGGCACUGCUGCAGCUCUGCAGCCCAGCGCUGCAGGCUGAGCCGCUGCUCUACGUGUCCCAGGUGGAGGACGGGCGAGAAAAUCCCAGCAAGCCAUGGCUGAACCCCACACUGGGGGAAGUUGUCCCUUCUCGGGAAGGCAUCAGCCCUCCUACAAUGAGAGUGAUCCCAGAGACCAAGACAAGCUCACACUCCUUCCCAAUGUUUGCUGAACAUGUCAACCUCCAGUGGGUCACAUGGGAUGGCGCCCUCCCAGAGGGCGCUGUUGCCAUCUGGAAUGGCUACACUGAACGCACCGACUACGUGUGCAAAGUCAACUGUGAGGCUGGCUUCUACACUCCCAGCAAAGGUGACUUCUGCCUGUACCCCUACGCUGACAGAGAGUACGCAUCCUCCAAGUUUGAGGUGCUGGUCAACGUGGACCACUUUGAGUUCCUGGAGUGGACUGAAGGUUCAUAUGGGUCGGCCCCCCAGUACGCCAUCAAAACCUGCCCCAGCUCAGACAUCUACGUGGGGAAAAACAAGUAUGGUCUUGGCAAAGUGGUGACCCAACACGAGGCCUUCUUCCUUCCCUGGGAGGGCAAAGAGUAUUGGUACAAGAAAUACCAGGUCCUGGCAAUCAACAGAGACAGCUACAGCCAGCACAUCUCUCAUGUGGAGUACGCCAUUGACCAGAUAAAGCUGUUCCACAACCCCCCCGAGGCCCUGAAGCUUGCCAAGGUCACCAACCUGGAGUGUAGAAAUGUGGAGAAGACAGUGAAGCUGGAGAAGACCAGCACGGUGGAGAAGACCUGGGACAUUGGCAGGGAGACCCGCAAUGGCACGAUCUCCACCAUGAAGGGCAAAGUGCCCAUCAUCACCCCGGGGAAUGUGGACUUCACCAGCAAGGAGCAGCUGGUUACCUUCUCAGAGGGGACCACCAUGGUGGAGUCUAUCAGUCACGAGGUCUCUGUGCAGCUGCUGGUGCCACCCAACCACUCUUGUGCUGUGAGGAUGGAGGGCAGAAAGAUGAAGGCUGACAUCCCUUUCACUGGCCGGCUGAGCAGGACCAACCAUAAGGGGGAGACCCACUGGUCGUACAUCACAGGCACCUACGAUGGCGUUAGCGUCGGCGAGAUCAAUGCUGUGGUGGAGAGAUGUCAGCCGGUUCCUGACCCUGUUCCCUGCUCCCCAGCUCAAGCCUAA
Molecule: messenger RNA, 1209 nt
Organism: Monopterus albus (swamp eel)
Lineage: Eukaryota; Metazoa; Chordata; Actinopteri; Synbranchiformes; Synbranchidae
Product: natterin-3-like
Exons: 2
Coding region: 1-1209 (402 amino acids)
Source: RefSeq, a predicted model, not a curated record